AUGACCUCCUCUCUCUACACUUACACCGUCCCCACCUACCUCAAGGGCCUGGAAACCCUCACCCUCAUCCUCAAAAAGGCCGAAGAAUACGCCAAAGAAAACAACAUCCCCCUCUCCGAGUUCGCUGAGGCCCGUCUCUACCCAAACAUGCUCCCUCUGAGCUUUCAAGUCCAAUCCGUCAGCAACACUUCCAAGAACUCCGUCGCCCGACUCGCUGGCACCGAAAAUGUGUCUAUGGAAGACAACGAGAAAACCUUUGAGGAGUUCUACGAUCGCAUCAACCGGACCAUCGAGGUGAUCAAGGCCGUUGAUCCCAAGCUCUUCGAGGGCAAAGAUCACACCGAGUUCCAUGUGAAGUUUGGCUCGUAUGAGUCGACCUUUACCGGCGAGACAUACGUGAAUCGUUUUGGGCUGCCGAAUUUCUUCUUCCAUCUGAACAUGGCGUAUGCGAUCUUGAGAAGUAAGGGAGUGCCGCUUGGGAAAUUUGAUUAUCUCAAGUAUUUCAAUGCUUGA
Aspergillus lentulus is the source of this 513-nucleotide messenger RNA. RefSeq names its product DUF1993 domain-containing protein. The record is from RefSeq and is a predicted model, not a curated record. Lineage: Eukaryota; Fungi; Ascomycota; Eurotiomycetes; Eurotiales; Aspergillaceae.